CGUGUGACAACAACAACUCGUCCAGCCGGCAGCCUGCACUUUUCAGCUCAUUUUCUCUCUGUCAUUCCCCUCUCAAUCUUUGAUCAAUGUACUUGCCAGGGAGAGCCCAAGUCCUUCAAACCUCCUCCUUUUCACCUUCAUCCUUAACUUUGUGCUAGAGCGGGACCCACACAACAACAGCCGACCCUCCCCGCCCCCCGCCCCCAAACCAGCCCUCGAUCCCAGCCCCCGGAGAGGACUCGCAUUUCGACUUGCGGGACACUUUCGUGCGUUUCUCUCCAGAGCGCCUCUCGUGCUCGCCCCUCCUACGCUCGCUCUUUAUUACCUUCACCUCCUUUUCUCCCCCUUCUCUCCCUUUCUCCUUCUCGUUCUCUCCCGGAGUUGUUGUUGUUGCCCCCCUCGCUCCUUCUCCCCCCUUUUUUCCCCUUCCCCUCCCGGGGGUGUGUGGCAACUUUUCCCCUCGCUUCUCCUCCGUCUGUUUCCCCUUAUAUGUGACCAUGGCAGUGCCGGCGGCUUUGAUCCCUCCGACCCAGCUGGUCCCCCCUCAACCCCCAAUCUCCACGUCUGCUUCCUCCUCUGGCACCACCACCUCCACCUCUUCGGCGACUUCGUCUCCGGCUCCUUCCAUCGGACCCCCAGCGUCCUCUGGGCCAACUCUGUUCCGCCCGGAGCCCAUCGCUUCGGCGGCGGCGGCGGCGGCGGCGGCGGCCACAGUCACCUCUACCGGCGGCGGCGGCGGCGGCGGCAGCGGAGGCGGCGGCAGCAGCAGCAGCAACGGAGGCGGCGGCGGCGGCGGCGGUGGCAGCAACUGCAACCCCAGCCUGGCGGCCGCGAGCAACGGCAGCGGCGGCGGCGGCGGCGGCGGCAUCAGCGCUGGCGGCGGCGUCGCCUCCAGCACCCCCAUCAACGCGAGCACCGGCAGCAGCAGCAGCAGCAGUAGCAGCAGCAGCAGCAGCAGCAGUAGUAGCAGCAGCAGCAGUAGCAGCAGCAGCUGCGGCCCCCUCCCCGGGAAACCCGUGUACUCAACCCCGUCCCCAGUGGAAAACACCCCCCAGAAUAAUGAGUGCAAAAUGGUGGAUCUGAGGGGGGCCAAAGUGGCUUCCUUCACGGUGGAGGGCUGCGAGCUGAUCUGCCUGCCCCAGGCUUUCGACCUGUUCCUGAAGCACUUGGUGGGGGGCUUGCACACGGUCUACACCAAGCUGAAGCGGCUGGAGAUCACGCCGGUGGUGUGCAAUGUGGAACAAGUUCGCAUCCUGAGGGGACUGGGCGCCAUCCAGCCAGGAGUGAACCGCUGCAAACUCAUCUCCAGGAAGGACUUCGAGACCCUCUACAACGACUGCACCAACGCAAGUUCUAGACCUGGAAGGCCUCCUAAGAGGACUCAAAGUGUCACCUCCCCAGAGAACUCUCACAUCAUGCCACAUUCUGUCCCUGGUCUCAUGUCUCCUGGGAUAAUUCCACCAACAGGUCUGACAGCAGCAGCUGCAGCAGCUGCUGCUGCUACCAAUGCAGCUAUUGCUGAAGCAAUGAAGGUGAAAAAAAUCAAAUUAGAAGCCAUGAGCAACUAUCAUGCCAGUAAUAACCAACAUGGAGCAGACUCUGAAAACGGAGACAUGAAUUCAAGUGUCGGACUGGAACUUCCUUUUAUGAUGAUGCCCCACCCUCUAAUUCCUGUCAGCCUACCUCCAGCAUCUGUCACCAUGGCAAUGAGCCAGAUGAACCACCUCAGCACCAUUGCAAAUAUGGCAGCAGCAGCACAAGUUCAGAGUCCCCCAUCCAGAGUUGAGACAUCAGUUAUUAAGGAGCGUGUUCCCGAUAGCCCCUCGCCUGCCCCCUCUCUGGAGGAGGGGAGAAGGCCUGGCAGUCACCCAUCAUCACAUCGCAGCAGCAGCGUGUCCAGCUCCCCUGCUCGGACUGAGAGCUCUUCUGACAGAAUCCCGGUCCAUCAGAAUGGGUUGUCCAUGAACCAGAUGCUCAUGGGCUUAUCACCAAAUGUACUUCCUGGGCCCAAAGAGGGAGAUUUGGCUGGUCAUGACAUGGGACAUGAGUCAAAAAGGAUGCAUAUUGAAAAAGAUGAGACCCCGCUUUCUACACCAACUGCAAGAGACAGCCUUGACAAACUCUCUCUAACUGGGCAUGGACAACCACUGCCUCCAGGUUUUCCAUCUCCUUUUCUGUUUCCUGAUGGACUGUCUUCCAUCGAGACUCUUCUGACUAACAUACAGGGGCUCUUGAAAGUUGCCAUAGAUAAUGCCAGAGCUCAAGAGAAACAGGUCCAACUGGAAAAAACUGAGCUGAAGAUGGAUUUUUUAAGGGAAAGAGAACUAAGGGAAACACUUGAGAAGCAGUUGGCUAUGGAACAGAAGAAUAGAGCCAUAGUUCAAAAGAGGCUAAAGAAGGAGAAGAAGGCAAAGAGAAAAUUGCAGGAAGCACUUGAGUUUGAGACGAAACGGCGUGAACAAGCAGAACAGACGCUAAAACAGGCAGCUUCAACAGAUAGUCUCAGGGUCUUAAAUGACUCUCUGACCCCAGAGAUAGAGGCUGACCGCAGUGGCGGCAGAACAGAUGCUGAAAGGACAAUACAAGAUGGAAGACUGUAUUUGAAAACUACUGUCAUGUACUGAAUCUUUCCUGUUGAAGAAAUCCAUGUUGUAGAAAAGAACUUUGCAGUCAGACAUUCGUCAUGGGAAAGUUCAGAAAAAAAUAAAGUCCUUUUAAGGGAACUUCCUGAAUUUUGUGUAUUAAUGUUCUUUAAAAGUUUAAGUAUUCUACAAAAAAAAAAGUUUCCUCCACUGAUUUUCACCUGUGGUUCAUACCAGACACCUGAGAAUGUUUGUAAAUGUACAAGUAUCAAAGUUCUUACUGUUAAUUACUGCAACUUGCUGCUGGACAAUUGUAUACAGAGUUAAAGGCAGGUCUGAAUAAGACCUAGCUUUGUUUUUUUCUAAUGGAAUGAACCAUUUUCCUCUUCUGAAAAUUCUGUAUCUGAGCACAUCAAGAGACUCUUGUAGCAGUGGUUACCCAGACUUACAGAAUUAUGUCCUCCAGAAACCAGCAAGAACACUUGGAACGAACUUGUAGGGGGCAUAGAGGAUUCUUGAAAAAAAAAAAAAAUGCAAGUGAUUUUCUGUUACAUUCAAUUUCAAACUCUCUAAUUGUGGGUUUUCUCCUGAAGAAUUUUUUUUCACAUACUUUCCAAAAGACCAACAAAUGGAUGUUGACAACAACCCAAUGAAAUAACAUUUUGCAUAUCUGAAAAGAAGCAUUGAAUAUAAGCCAAAAGCUUUCACUGAAGGUUUUUUUUUUUCUUAAAAAUAAAAAAAAUAUAUAACUGUAACAUGUUUUCAUUCCAAACUGGUAGUGGUAUAUAGAAUUAAAGAUAAUAAUCUUGCUUCUUAUUCAAACUGUUGGUCAUAUGUACAGUAUAUAAACAUAAAACACACAAGGAAGGUAUUAUGUAUGCAGUAGUACACUAGAGUUUAGGAAAAUGAAAAUUUUAGAAAAUAUGUUUUGUCACCCUGUUGGUCAGAAAGACGUCUUUCUGGUUUAACGCAUGCAGGCAUGUAAAUAUUUGUCUGGAGUCACAGUAUUAAUGAAUGAGAUCUUAAGCAUCUGGUGACAUCAGAACUCUGUGUCAGCCACUUUUAUUUGUAUAUUGAAUCCCAGCUAGUGCCCCAAGCUGCACUAUUGGGAAUGGAUUGUGGCUGAACAGCAAAUCAAAACACCAGAAAUAUUUUUAUAUGUUAAUGUCAUAUUAUGUUAAUGUUGCUGAAAACAAAACCUAACAAACCUUGAUGUACCAGUCCAAUACCAUGUAGCGCUGAGUGAUAAAGUUAAAAUGUGCUGUGCUUCCCACCCUUGUCAGAGGGAAGGGUGGCUAUGUGUUAUUUUCACUGUCUUUUUGAAAGUUACAGUAUGUGUUUUCACUUUUGUGCAGAUAACUGGAAGUAAAGCGGCAAACAUGCUUAUUACAUGCUAAAGUUACCUUCUCUUUGUUUUUUGCAUAUCUGGAAUUACACCUUUAAAGACUGAUAUGAAUCAGUACGGUCACUAUACAUUUUAUGAUUUUUCUGUCAUCUUAAAAUUGUAUGAUCGUAACAUUAUUUAUUACCACAAAACAGCAAAAUCUUCAAUGUCUAAGAAAACUAGCUUAAAAUGUUUAAAUAUAGUUCUGAUUGGGUAUUAAUUACUUGAUUAAGAAAAAAUUAACAUUAUAGAUACUCUGGCAUUACGCUUCUAUACCUUUUAGGUCUUCCUUGCAAUACUGGAACAUAAUUCUUUUGUGUAGCUCACUAUUAGCCAGCUAAGUUCAUUUUUUUAAUACCAUAAAAAGGUUAUAUGUACAGUUCCUAUCUUAGCUUGCUUACAAAGGGAGCAUUAUUUUUAUUUAAAGUAUUGUUAGUAAAUGAUUUGUAGAAACUUGGUUUUCUAAGCAUAGUUCUUCCAUAACCACCUUUUGUUGUUUGAGCACAAGAGAUUCUUUUCCUAGUUCUAUGUGUUUUUUUCCCUAUAUGCAGUCUUUAAAGGAUUACAACACUUAAAAUUGAAUGGACUUGUGUCAAGCUUUUGCAUCAUACAUUUUUUGAAAGAUUUUUUAAAAAGCCUACAACUUACAUAUGUAGUAGAAUCAGCCAUUGCUCUGCUCCUGGCAUAGAGUCACCUGUUACGUGGAUUAAAUAGUUUUAAAAUACAUACUUUGAAGACCUUUGAGAAUGCUUUAGUGUUUGAUUUGAAAUGAAAGGAAAUUUUAGCAAGGAUUAAAGAAAAAGCUAUCAGCUGUAUGUUAAGAGAGACUCUUACUAACAUGUUGUAAAUAUUACAGUUCAUGAAAUGUUAUUGUAAGUCUGUAACUUAAUUUUUUCCCUAUUUUAGUUAUACAGGUUGGUUUGGAAAUUUGUGUUUUGGCAUAAACAAGUAAAAUGUGCCCAUUUUAUGGUUUCCAUGCUUUUGUAAUCCUAAAAAUAUUAAUGUCUAGUUGUUCUAUAUUAUAACCACAUUUGCGCUCUAUGCAAGCCCUUGGAACAGAACAUACUCAUCUUCAUGUAGGACCUAUGAAAAUUGUCUAUUUUUAUCUAUAUAUUUAAAGUUUUCUAAAAAUGAUAAAAGGUUAUUACGAAUUUUGUUGUACAAAAUCUGUACAAAAAUCUGUUUUUACAUCAUAAUGCAAGAAUUGGAAAUUUUUCUAUGGUAGCCUAGUUAUUUGAGCCUGGUUUCAAUGUGAGAACCACGUUUACUGUUAUUGUAUUUAAUUUUCUUUUUCUUUUCAACAAUCUCCUAAUAAAACUGUCUGAAAUCUCCCUGUGACUUUAUUUACAGUUCGCCUUUAUUAAAUUUUGUGAAAUGCAUAGCAUUGAAGGAAUAUUUACUUUCUAAUGGGAGGCAUCUAAAAACAACACAAGUCAGCUCUUUGCAAUGCAAAGGGAACAAUGCUCAAUGAUUUUAUUUAACAUGCAACUGCUUCUAUCUCUAAUAUGAAUUACUGUGGUGAAAAACAUCAUAAAAGCACACUCUGUAGUUAUUGUUUAACAAGCAGAUUUUCCAUAUUUUGUUUCUUGCCAGCUAAGCAAACUGCCCACAUAUACAUGAUUUAUUUAUGUACAUUUCUCAGUUUAUGAAGCUGUUAUUUGUA
Molecule: messenger RNA, 5629 nt
Organism: Pongo pygmaeus (Bornean orangutan)
Lineage: Eukaryota; Metazoa; Chordata; Mammalia; Primates; Hominidae
Gene: DACH1
Product: dachshund family transcription factor 1
Exons: 11
Coding region: 498-2624 (708 amino acids)
Biological process (GO): regulation of transcription by RNA polymerase II
Cellular component (GO): transcription regulator complex; nucleus
Molecular function (GO): DNA-binding transcription factor activity, RNA polymerase II-specific; RNA polymerase II cis-regulatory region sequence-specific DNA binding
Source: RefSeq, a predicted model, not a curated record